This is a messenger RNA of Acaulospora morrowiae, 678 nucleotides long. The record is from the annotation of a GenBank genome assembly. Lineage: Eukaryota; Fungi; Glomeromycota; Glomeromycetes; Diversisporales; Acaulosporaceae.
AUGAAAGAUUUAUCCACAAAAAGAUUCAGACGUUUUAAUUUCACUCUUUAUGAACAUGUGGAUAUAUCAUUUGUUAAACUUAUGGAGGAUAAAUUUAACGAUUUGAAUAAUUGUAUUCAGUAUAUUAUCUUUCAAUUGGAGUUCAAUCAUCAUGCUUCAGGCACGGAUAGGCGCAUACACAUGCAAGGAUUCGCGAUCUUAAAGGAUCAGAUGAGAAUCGGAAAAUAUAAUCCAAGGAGUGAAUUUGGAUCUGGAAUUAAAAAUAUAUUUAAAUCAAAUAGUAUUCAUAUUGAUUUUGCGAAUGGAACAUCAGAGCAGUGUAGAGAUUACUGUCGUAAGAAAUAUAAUCGAUGUAAAAAUCAUGAUAGAUGUAAAUGCGAUUAUUUUGAUUUAGAAGAGAUAUGUGAAAAAUGUAAUGAUAAUUGUGUUAGAGAUUUAGCUCGUGUCUGUGAUGUGAAUGAAGAUGAUACACCAUCUGGACCAUGGGAGUUUGGUGUUAUAAGAUGUGAUGAUCCAAUUAAAGGGGGUAGGCGUUCGAAGAGAAAUGGUGAAAUUGAAUGCAUGGCAAAAGUGAUAGAUAAGAUUGUGGGAGGUGAGGAUAUUGAUGAUGUACUUGUGGAAUAUGCACCUAUGAUUUCAUCUCGUGUUACAGUUAAUAUUGAUAGAAUUGCAAAGGCG